AUGGAUGGUGCAGGCGCGGACGGCAACGCGACGCCGCGGUUUGCCGCUUACGGCGCCACCAAGCGCAGCUUGGCGCAGCUGGGCAAGAGCCUGGAGGCGGAGCUGAAGCUGCUGGGGGUGAAGAACGUCGGGAUGCACAACCUUUCCCCCGGCAUGGUGACCACCGAGCUGCUGAUGAGCGGGGCUGACACCCCUGUGGCCAAGUUCUUCAUCAACUGCCUGGCGGAGGAGCCCCAGGAGGUCGCGCAGUAUCUCGUGCCGCGCCUGAGGCGCGUGCCCCAGGAGAGCGCCACCCUGACUGGCGGCAUCAGCAGCCAGUACAUCAAGUACCUCACCCCGCCCAAGGCGUACAGCCAAAUCCUCAAGCGCCUGGUAGCGGGGGAGAGGAAGAGCCGAUGGGUGCCCGAGGACAGCUGA
Molecule: messenger RNA, 417 nt
Organism: Monoraphidium neglectum
Lineage: Eukaryota; Viridiplantae; Chlorophyta; Chlorophyceae; Sphaeropleales; Selenastraceae
Product: chlorophyll(ide) b reductase
Exons: 5
Coding region: 1-417 (138 amino acids)
Source: RefSeq, a predicted model, not a curated record